Messenger RNA from Eleginops maclovinus (Patagonian blennie), 2419 nucleotides. It is a transcript of the gene pkdccb, whose product is annotated as protein kinase domain containing, cytoplasmic b. The transcript has 7 exons. The coding region runs from base 89 to 1561 and encodes 490 amino acids. Lineage: Eukaryota; Metazoa; Chordata; Actinopteri; Perciformes; Eleginopidae. Gene Ontology annotation, molecular function: non-membrane spanning protein tyrosine kinase activity; ATP binding. Gene Ontology annotation, biological process: skeletal system development; peptidyl-tyrosine phosphorylation. Gene Ontology annotation, cellular component: extracellular region. The record is from RefSeq and is a predicted model, not a curated record.
CAGCAGCCCUUUCACUCUGAGCUGAGCGUUGGUCCGAGCCUGCGGCUGUGCGUCUCUCCAGCAGCAGUAGCCGUGUCACGGGAGGGAAAUGCCCGGGAUGGGCAACUCUUUACGCGCGGCUGCCCUCCUGGCUUUCGUGGUACUUUCUAUUCUGGUGUCACUCUUGAUUAGCAGCGUGCAGCAGUUUGGAGCAGGAAUAUAUCACUUUUCCAAUGCAACUGUUGCUGGUGAUGAGGAGGAAUUCGCAUCGCUCCGCGGGGCGUUGAUAUACCAACUUAACGAGAGGCGCAAAGAAAUCAUUCCGCUGCUUUUUCUUGAUGGUUAUGAAAACGGGGAAAGUUUUUACCAACGUGAUCAAAUACAAGAGUCCUAUUUGGAUUACAGUCUGUGGAAUGAGAUCAUGCAUGGCUCCAGGAAAGCGCAUAUGGAUGAAAUGGAUUGCCAGUCUCUGGUGGACAUGCAGGCGGUGGAGGUCCUCGGGUCUGGAUACACUAAACUGGUUGUCAAAGUGAAUCUUGCUGGAGGUCAGCCUGUUGCGUUAAAACUCGUCAAUGAGCAGGGGAUCGACAUGGGGAAAUGUGUGGAGGAUUUUAAAGACCCUCAAGGCUGCCGCGAACUUGUUUCUUACAAGUUGAAGAAAGAAAUAGUCCUGUUGCAGAGGCUGCAGCAUCCUAACGUCAUCAAGCUCAAAGGUCACUGUGCAGGAGAUGCUGGAGAAAGAAGAGGAGAGGGGGGAAGAGUCACAGUCAUCCUGGAGCAGGGGAAUCCUCUCCAGAUGAUCCAGCUGCUGCAGAGUCCCUGGGAGGACAGAUUCAGGGUGUGUCUGGACCUGGUUCGGCUCCUCCACUUCCUGUCCCAAUCCCCUCUGGGCUCCGUGGCCCUGCUGGACUUUCAGCCCCGGCAGUUUGUAACCGUGUCCGGGGAGCUGAAGCUCACAGACCUGGACGACGCCAGCGCCGAGGAAACCUCCUGUCAGACAGACGCAGACUGCACCCUUCAGUUUCCACACAGAAAUUUCACUCUGCCGUGUUCGGCACAGGGAGUCUGUGAGGGCUUGAAUGAGAAGAGGAACAUUUACAAUGCCUAUAGGUAUUUCUUCACCUACCUGCUGCCUCACCAGGCCCCGCCUGGCUUUACACACCUGGUAGACCACAUCAUGAACUCCACAGGGGAGCUGAAAGCUGACAUCAAUCAAACGCUUGAAGCCUUUGAACACAUCCUCCUGCUCUAUAAGUCUGGCCUGCACCUGGAUAACCUGCCUCCAUCAAUAAUCAGAGAUUACACCGUGAUGCGAGGUAUGGGGACCUCAGGAGACACGGAGUACCGCUGCUGGCCAUCCUACAGCCAGCAGGGCUGUGUGCUGUCCGUCCACAGCGCCAGAGAGGCAGCGUACAUCUGCAACUCCCACUCUCAGUGCAACAGCUUCACUCUGACUGGGCAGAAGACAUGGACAGGUCGCCUCCUGGCCUCUUUCAGGAGCAGCUUCAGUCAUCUGGUGCCUGAUGGGACAUCAGAGGUGUAUGUGAAGCAAACCAAAGGUCCUGAAACCUCCACAGUGUGACGCAAGGAACAAACAGAACGAUCCUGUUUCAUUGCAGCCACAGAGUGGGAUGAGUAAUAACUAGCGAAACAUUGCGCUUAAGAUGAGAACUGUGUUCUUCCUUGUGAACAUGUUGAACGCUGCUCGGUUCUGUGGGUUAAAGGAGGAGCGUAUAGAGGCCGGGCUGAAGAGGCGUUUGAAGUGAGGCAAGUGAAUGUGAUGUAUUUAUAGGGCUUCUGCUCAGUGACUGUUUGAUCUGCCUGCCAGCUCACUGCCUCUGCCAACUAUUUAAAGGGAUUUCCCUUCAGGUACAAUUAAGGAGGGAGAGCCCUGUGCACUCGACAUGUUUUUUUUUUCCUACCUAUAUUUGCCAUGUGUGUUGGCUUUCGUUGUGAGGCCGGGUCCCCAUAGUAGGAUUUUUAAGCCAAAGAGGUAAUAAGAACAGCGGCUGCAGCUCAGCGUUUGAAGCCCGAGGACGAGAAAAGAAAACAAGCUCUUAUACAAAUACACUUUGAUGUUAAUGCGCUGAGGUUGCGGCUGUUUUUUCAUGGUUCCCUGGCUUGGCUGCGCUGUGGUAUGAGAUGGCAACAACCAUGUAAGCAUUUCCACAUCAACAAUGAGCAAAGAUGAUUAAAACCAUUCCAGAUCAGUCUGUUUUUUUACAUACUUUUUUAAACCUAGUUUAUAUUGCUUAGUUCAUAAAUAUUUAUGUGAUCGAAUUAAAUGUAAUUGUUCUUACAUGAUUGUGCAUUAUAGCUUAUGUGCACCUUGUGGGUGAAACUUUUAUUUUCAAUGAAAAAUUAUUCACUUUUUUUUAUACUUCACUUAUUGUAAUGUACAGUUUUACAAUUUUGUAAUUAUAUAAAUGUUUUGUUUCUA